UAUCGUGUUCAUGAUCUGAACUCAAAACAUUGGGUGUACAAUUAAAUAAUUCUCUAGACAGAAAACAGAAACCCCCGAUGAAAUUUCAUGGAGAAGUCUGGAUGGGAGAGAUUUGUGAGGGACAAUGCCUUGGGAGACCAUGAGUUUCUUACCUUCAAUAACAAAGGAGAGAUGCGCUUUACAGUGCAAGGAGAUGAUCCAACCUCCACAGCCAAUAACCUUCUUGGCUUCUUAUUAAGAUUUGCUAUUCUGAUUAGUAUAAAACAGUGAACUUGACAAUGGCAUUAGUUGAUUUACACGUUUGAUGAUGGAAACAGGUCGCAUUAAAACAGAACAAGAAAGAUGUAGUAGUCUUGCCCCGACAAUAACAGCUGAAUAUAAUGGAGGAGGAAACUACAAAAGGAAGCUCAACUUUGGGAUGCGGAAGGCUAAGGAAUCCCAAAAUUCCAAGAGGACCGAGAACGACGCCAGCGUCCGAAGAGAUUCUGCCGGUGCUUCUUCGUCUUCUGCUGCAGAGUUCAUCAUCAUCAUCAAGCGAUCAGACCUCAUAUUCAUGGUAUAUUGAGGAUGCCGAGUUCUAUUCAAGAGAAUCUUAUGCCGGAGGAGAGAAAGAUUUUCAAGAAACAUCACCCAAAUAUGAAGAAGUCAUGGGAUGUGGUUUACUUGGUAUCAGAGACGGAAGCAAGCUUCUCUGGUGGAUGGAAACGUUUGGCACUUAAGUAUCCUCUAGCAGUUCGAGACACUUGCAUAUUUACAUUCCUCAAACCAGAAGAGCUGAUUCUCUCUGUCUCAAAACCGUAAGAGGAGACUCACUAGUGAUGAUGGAUGUGAACGUGUCUUGAAAGACUGUUUAUAAGCGUUGCCUUGAAUUUUAUGUUAGGUUUUUUAAGUUGGUAUCUGAACUUAAACCGAAUGUAUUAUCAGAUGGAUCUCUGACUCUCUGUAGCUUGAUAUGUUUCGGACCAAUUUUAGUAUGUUCUGUUUGUUGUUUCCGUUGG
Molecule: messenger RNA, 998 nt
Organism: Camelina sativa (false flax)
Lineage: Eukaryota; Viridiplantae; Streptophyta; Magnoliopsida; Brassicales; Brassicaceae
Source: RefSeq, a predicted model, not a curated record